AUGCUCUCAUGGAGCAAUUUAAGUAAGACGCCCUGGUCGCAACUUCCGUCCUUCAUUUUCACUUUCCUCUCCUUUCUACCACAUAUAUCAUGGGCUUCAGAGUGGAUCGGCUAUUCGUCAGAUGGAUAUGCUACUAUGACACACUACAGCCUUCCAGAAAACUUUAUUGCAGCAUGCGGGUGUACAUCCACGAGCACAGAUUAUCCAACUGCUGCAAUGAAUCAGAUGGCAUACGGCAGCAGUACAUCCUACGGCCCCGCUUGUGGACAAUGCUUCAAUCUCACCCUACUAAACUCUUUCCUUUCAAAUCCCCCUUUCUACCCCAACGUGACAAAAUCAGUAGUCAUCAAAGUCACUGACUUAUGUCCAUUAUCUCAUUCCGGCUGGUGCAAUGCAACUACGCAUGGGCCGAACGCUGGUAGUCACUACUUGAAUUUUGACCUCGCAUGGCCCUCAUCUUCGAUUCCAAACGAUUUCUUUCCAUCAAAUGAACCACUUUAUGGUUAUACUGACUUUGGCGUCUGGAAUAUCAGUUACCAGUCGGUCUCAUGUACAAAUUGGAAGGGCUGGAACAACGCUGCUGCUCUCGGGAGUGUGGUUAACCUGGGAUACAGCGCAUGCUGUCCCAACAAUCCAGCUGUUAGUCAUACUAAUGAUACUUGUCCGUCAUAUUCUGACGACAGUGGCAUCCCGUAUGUGCCUUUUCGCUCAUUUCUCGAAAAAAAAAUUCUGACAGUGUGUACGGCCAAAAGACCUGACACGCAAACAUCUGGAUUUGCUAUAUCCUCACCGAUUUCGCUCCUUCCUAUCGUCACACUCGCUGUAUCGUUAGUAUCCCACGUGUUGUAA
Molecule: messenger RNA, 849 nt
Organism: Suillus fuscotomentosus
Lineage: Eukaryota; Fungi; Basidiomycota; Agaricomycetes; Boletales; Suillaceae
Product: RlpA-like double-psi beta-barrel-protein domain-containing protein-containing protein
Exons: 5
Coding region: 1-849 (282 amino acids)
Source: RefSeq, a predicted model, not a curated record